AUGGAAGUUGUAGAACAAAAAGAUAAGGUGGCUAUAAAAAUUAAAGCAAAUCGAAAUAACUCAGUGUCAUCGGCUGUAACAGUUUCUAAAGGAAACAACAAUUGCAAACUGUGCAAUGUAGACAGGCACCCACUGUAUCAUUGCCGUAAAUUCUUGCAAUUUUCACCAUCUCAACGAUUGGAUUGGGUGAAAAAUCAACAGCUCUGUUUUAACUGUUUCAGAAAUGAUCAUGUGGUGAACAAAUUUUCAUCAAGAAGUUGUACCAAAUGUAAUAAAAAGCAUAACACGUUGCUACAGUUGGAAGUUAACAAUCAAACAAAACAAAACAUUCAACCUAGCUCAAGUGGGUACAACACCGCAGUUACCACAGCGACAGCAAACACAUCCACAGGUUAUCGUGAUUAUGUUCUCUUGCCAACUGCAAGAGUCAAAAUAACUGCAUCUAAUGGAAAUACAAGUGAAGUCCGAGCAUUACUAGACUCUGGUUCGCAAGUGAACAUAGUCUCUGAGGGUCUUGUCAAAAGGCUCAAUAUAUCAAAAACAAAAUCGUUAUUGUGCAUAGAAGGUAUAGGAAAGGUGCAAAAAAAUUCAACGCAGCGGGUUAACAUCAAAUUGCAAUCACUUAACUCAAGGUUUACUACAGAAGUCAAAGCGUUUGUGCUUCCAAAUAUAGUUCCACCUCAACCAAGUUGCAGCUACGAUAUUUCCAAAUGGAAGGUCCCGAACAGCAUUCAGUUAGCAGAUCCAACAUUUUUCCAACAAGGGAAAAUUGAUAUUUUACUCGGUGCGGAGUUCUAUUUUAGUCUGUUAAAGAAAGGUAAAUUAACGCUUGCUCCUGGGCUUCCAGUCUUGCAAAACUCUACACUUGGCUGGAUUGUCAGUGGCAAGGUUGCAUCAAAUACAGACACAUCAAAUGUUUUAUGUGCAGUUUUUGGCGGUGGGGCGGAGGUUGUUGAUAAUAAUUCAUCAUUAGAAAAUGCAAUUGAACGAUUAUGGCGAAUGGAUGACGUGAAUACAACAGAGAGGACAUUAUCCAAAGAAGAAAAAUUAUGCGAAUCUCAUUUUGUUCAGAACGUUCAUACAAAUAAAGAAGGACGUUUUGUGGUAAGGUUGCCGUUUCUGGAAAACUCAUUGACGUUAGGAGAAUCUCAAGAAACAGCUUGGAGAAGGUUCAUCAGUCUUGAACGACGACUACGAAAAAAUGAUGUUUUGCGGAAACAAUAUGUGCAGUUUAUGGAAGAGUAUGAUCGAGUGGGUCACAUGACUGAAGUAAACUUGAAUCCCAUGUUGACUCCAAGAUAUUUCAUUCCUCAUCAUUGCAUACUAAAACCAGAUAGUACAACUACUAAACUUCGAGUGGUGUUUGACGCAUCAGCCGAAACUACAUCUGGACACUCGUUGAAUGAUUUAAUGUAUAACGGACCGACAGUUCAAAGUGAACUCUUUUCAAUUCUGCUCCGUUUUAGGCGACCACGGUUUGUUUUUACCACAGAUAUCGAGAAAAUGUAUCUUCAAGUUUUGAUAAAUCCUGAAGAUCGACGCUAUCAACUUAUCAUUUGGAGAAGCAGUCUAAAUUCAACGAAUCAUUAUUAUCAGCUAAACACAAUAACAUAUGGGACUCGAGCAGCUUCUUACCUAGCAACAAGAUGUCUGCAAAAGAUAGCAUUAGAAAACAAGGUGAAUUAUCCAUUGGGAGCUCAAAUCCUGUGUGACAAUUUCUACGUUGACGAUGGGCUCGGUGGAUCAGAUAGUUUAAUUACGGCUAUUGAAGCUCAAAGGCAAUUAAUCCAUAUUUUAAAGAAGCAUCAGUUUUAUCUACGGAAAUGGAGUGCAAACCAUCCUCAACUUUUGAAAAACAUUUCUCAAGAUCAUCAAGUGGUAAAUCUAGAUUUUACUAAUGAUAAUAACGAGUCAAUCAAAACGCUGGGACUAUUUUGGUUGCCCAAAGCGGAUUUAUUUGGAAUUAAGGUCAAAAUGGAAGGUAUAAUCACGAAGAGAGUCGUUAGUUCUGAUUUAGCUAGACUGUUCGACCCACUUGGGUUAUUAGCUCCAUUGAAAUUAUCUUGGGAUGAACCACUUCCUACAGAUCUUCGUAUAACAUGGUCAACAUUUAGAAAAAACUUAAGUACUCUUGAAAAUCUUCAGGUGCCAAGACAUAUCUUCAGAGGCGAGGUUCCAUCAUCAACACAGCUACAUAUUUUUGCUGACGCAUCUGAAAAGGCAUUUGGUGCUGCAGCAUAUGUCAGAGCAAUUUUAAAAGAUGGUAGAAUAAUAGUGCGGCUAUUAUGUGCAAAGUCAAGAGUAGCACCACUUAAAAAACAAACGCUACCGCGACUAGAGCUAUCUGCGGCAGUCUUAGCAGCGGAACUCUCAGUAAGAGUCAAAAGCGAUCUUCAGGAGAAGGACCAGCCAGUAUUUUUGUGGACUGAUUCAGAAAUUGUGUUGUCUUGGAUCAACUCACAGUCCUCAUCAUUUCAAACAUUUGUAGCUAACAGGGUGGCAAGAAUUCAAACUUUAACUCUGUCUGAACAGUGGCGUCAUGUUAGGUCAAAGGACAACCCAGCUGAUGUGUUAUCAAUAGGACUUCCAGCAAGGGCAUUGUCAAUAUGUGUACUUUGGUUUCAAGGACCGUUCUUUUUGCAUGAAAGGUAG
This is a messenger RNA of Teleopsis dalmanni, 2652 nucleotides long. RefSeq lists its product as uncharacterized. Gene Ontology annotation, biological process: proteolysis. Bases 1 to 2652 code for a protein of 883 amino acids. The transcript has 2 exons. Gene Ontology annotation, molecular function: nucleic acid binding; aspartic-type endopeptidase activity. The record is from RefSeq and is a predicted model, not a curated record. NCBI's taxonomy places the organism in Eukaryota, Metazoa, Arthropoda, Insecta, Diptera, Diopsidae.